Eucalyptus grandis is the source of this 1950-nucleotide messenger RNA. Its product is annotated as GRAS family protein RAM1. The record is from RefSeq and is a predicted model, not a curated record. The transcript is spliced from 2 exons. Gene Ontology annotation, cellular component: nucleus. Lineage: Eukaryota; Viridiplantae; Streptophyta; Magnoliopsida; Myrtales; Myrtaceae. Gene Ontology annotation, biological process: regulation of DNA-templated transcription. The coding region runs from base 1 to 1950 and encodes 649 amino acids. Gene Ontology annotation, molecular function: sequence-specific DNA binding; DNA-binding transcription factor activity.
AUGGAGAAUGGCAAGGCCGCCGCCUUGACCCCACCAAGCCUAGAGUACACGUCGCCGAGGUUUGACGUGGUCGACAAUCCCACGAUGGACUCGCCCACCACCGCCCUGCUGGCGUCCAUCCUGUCGUCAGACCAAAUGGAUGGGCCGGACUUCAUGAUGUGCUCGCCGGUGAGAAACCUGCCCUCCCUGGAGAGUGCCUUGACUCACAAUUACAACCAUGCGCAGGCAAUGCAGGGGCAAUCCGUUUCGGGUUGCUCUCCGCCUCGGUUUGCUUCUCAACAGGGGUGUCCUUAUAGCGGCGGUCGCAUGGAGAGGGGACUCAGUCCUCUUCAGGGAGUCCUCAGUUCUGCUCGCAAAAGUGAUCAGGUCACCGUGCAGUCCGACUGCAUUUCUCUGGACUUCUUGGAGGACUAUAAUGUUACAGACGAAUUCGGAGGGUAUUCAUUGUCCGGGCCAGUACCCGGGUUCGGAACCACAGAGUGUUUCGAUGUCCAGACAACUGCCACGGCUUCACUGGAAAUGCCGAAUGCUCCGACGUUCCAUGCAGGACCGGCCGAGGAAGCUAUCGGAGGGGACUACAAAUGCGAGACUUGCCAGGAGAUUGGUGGCUUGUGCAACGCGAAGUCCCUUGCAUCAGCGACAACUCUAACGGAGCAACUGCAGCGAGAACAUUGCCAAGAGCAGCAACAGCUAAGCAGCUUCGUUGUGCAUGUUCCCACAAAUUGUGAGCAGGUGAUAUGCACUCGCACGCGUGCACAUACAUUAACAAAUUUAGAAGUUCGCAAUUUAAUGCCUCUAAAUCACCUAUCACAACUUAUGUUCGUGUCCCAACAGGAGCAGGACCGAGGCCUCCAACUAGUGCACCUCCUCCUCGCCUGCGCAGAAGCCGUCGCCAAGGAAGACUACCUGCUGGCCAGGCAGUACCUCGACCGCCUCUACAGAGUAGUCACCCCGAUCGGCGACUCCAUGCAACGCGUCGGGUCAUUCUUCGCUGAAGCCCUCGACAAGAGGCUCACCUCUAGAGUCACCCCUACCAAAUUCUCGAAACCAUCGAGACUUUCCGCUCCAGUCCCGCCAAACUCCUUGGAGAUCCACCAGAUCCUCUACCGAGCCUGUCCCUACAUAAAGUUCGCCCACUUCACUGCGAACCAAGCCAUCUUCGAGGCCUUCGCAGACGAGGAACGCGUGCACGUGAUCGAUCUCGACAUCUUACAAGGUUAUCAGUGGCCGUCCUUCAUGCAGGCUCUUGCCGCGAGGCCAGGUGGCGCUCCGUUUCUGAGGAUAACAGGAGUUGGGUCAUGCAUUGAGAUGGUGAGCGAAACGGGCCGGUGCUUGGCGGAACUGGCGCGCUCGCUACGUCUCCCGUUCGAGUUUCAUCCGGUCAGCGAGCAACUCGAAGCGCUCAAACCUCAUUUGCUGCAUUGGAGGGUCGGCGAAGCGCUCGCAGUUAACUCGGUUAAUUGCCUCCACCGUGUUCCAAGUAUUUGUCUGGGGAGUUUGCUGACAAUGAUACGGGACCAGGCACCAAGCAUAGUGACACUAGUCGAGCAAGAAGCCAGCCACAACGGGCCCUACUUCCUUGGCCGCUUCCUUGAGGCGCUGCACUACUACUCCGCAAUCUUCGACUCGCUCAACGUGACGUUCCCAUCAAACUCAGUGCACAGGGCAAAGGUGGAGCAGCUCGUGUUCGCGCCGGAGAUAAGGAACAUAGUGGCAUGCGAAGGGCCAGAGAGGACAGAGAGGCAUGAGAGGCUGGAGAAGUGGAGGAAGGUGAUGGAAGGGAGAGGGUUCGCCGGAGUUCCGCUCAGCGAGAACGCCAUGACCCAGUCAAAGACAUUGGUCGGCCUGUAUUCACGCGGUGGGUAUACCCUCAGGGAGGACAUGGGUUGCUUGCUCUUGGGUUGGCAAGAUAGAGCCAUUGUCGCCUCAUCCGCGUGGCGGUGCUCGUAA